UCAUAUGUCAGCGUAUGUAUAAUAGUCUCGGGUAUAAUCUCACUCGAAGCAUCUCCAGCCCGAAAUCAAAACAUUUAGACUGUGAUUGAUUACCUCUAGUUCGUUUAGUUUUUGCCUCAUAGUUCGUUCAAUGAUAAUACAUAAAUUUGACCAAUCCUAAUCCACACCAUGGAGAAAGAAAAGUUCUCAUUACUGCUGCUAGAGCCUGGAGAAAUUUAUUUCGAGGAUUUUUCAGUGGAUUUGCUUCAAUCAGACGAAAGAAAUCAUUCGACCGAAUCUCCAGUGAUAUCAUCAUAUGACUCGUCUUCAAAUGCAAGUUCUCUCAUCGGACGACUAAAAAUGUGUUCAAAGUCGGUGGUGUUUCAGGCCAAGGAUCAUCCCCGACUUCCGUUGAUUAAGAUUGCGUACAAGGAUUGCUUGCAGAUUCGCCGAUGGGACUCCGCCAGCGCCAGAACACUGGAAUGCAAUGUAUUGGCCAUUGAAUGCUCCCAGUACACGGAGAUGCUGAAAGACAAUGUAGUCCAACCUUACAACUUUCGACAGCACAGACGCUUUUUUCUGUUCAAUUUCCACUAUGCCAAACUGGAGGACUACGUCCAGCAGCUAUGUCAGCUCCACCGAGCGUCGACAUUACCUGCCUAUGAACAGAACAGCAUGAUUGCAACCAUCGUUUUCUCGCGACAUAAUCGGGUACGAUUUAAUCCCCUCUGGUUGGAUAACCUGUACGAGAAGAUAGCUGUGGAGUGUCAAGUAGAUGAGAUUAAUCCCCUAGUGGUGAAUCCCGGCCGGUUACUGCUAACAAACGUGUUUCUGUAUUUUCAACCAUACAAUAACAUUCAAACGUACCCAGUUCUGAAAAUACGCCUUAAACUUAUCAAAAGUUUCUUGAAGCGUCGAUUUCUGUUGCGUCAUGUAGGACUUGAAGUCAGGUGGAGCCAAAAUGAUCAGGAAAAGCUGCUCUACGUAUCGUUUCGCAAUCAAGCAGAACGAGACGACUUCUACAACAAGGUAUCUAAACAAGAAGAUUUCUCCGUGGACGAGCCAAUUCCAGAGAGCAUUACUCUCAAAUGGCAGAAUGGUCUUAUAUCCAACUACGAAUACUUGCUCUAUCUCAACAGUUUAGCCGACCGAACAUAUCAGGAUCUGACACAAUAUCCGGUGUUUCCAUGGGUGAUAUCCGACUACAGUUCGGACUGGUUGGACUUGAGUGAUCCCAAGGUAUACCGGGACCUGACGAAACCAGUCGGAGCGUUGAACGAAGAGAGAUUGCAAAGACUGAAAGAACGCUGCGACGAAAUGGGCGAUCCCAAAUUUUUAUACGGUUCACACUAUUCCGCUCCGGGCUUAGUUUUAUUUUACCUAGUGAGAAAGUUUCCAAAGCUGAUGUUGUGCUUACAAAACGGAAGGUUUGACCACCCAGAUCGAAUGUUCAACCGCGUCGAAGACGUGUUUAAUAACUGUCUGAAUAAUAUGGCCGACUUCAAGGAAUUGAUUCCGGAAUUUUACGACACCGACACAAAAGGAGAUUUUUUGCUAAACACAAUGAAAAUUAAUUUCGGCCAAAGGUUCGACGGUACGUUGGUCAAUCACGUGAUCUUACCAAAGUGGGCCGAUGGAAAUCCAGAAAAGUUUGUAGGGUUGCUACGGGAGGCAUUGGAGUCGGAUUAUGUCAGUAGUACACUGCAUCACUGGAUUGAUCUAAUAUUCGGAUACAAGCAACGUGGUGAUGAGGCUCUGGAAGCAGAUAACUUAUUUUACUAUCUCUGCUACGAAGGUUCUGUAGACUUGGAUCAAAUCAAAGACCUAGCGGCACGACACGCACUAGAAGUUCAAAUUUCCGAAUUUGGACAAAUUCCGAAACAAUUGUUUCGAACACCUCACGUUUCCAAAUUAAUGGUCAAUGCUCCUUUAGAAAGUUCUCGUACCUCAUCCUUAAACAAAGAACUUCGUAUCACUAUGGAUGCUCAAUAUUUCUCCCAUAAAGAUGAAAUUACCUCAAUGCUACUGGACGACUCAACGAAAAACAUUUUUACAACGAGCAGAGACGGGACGUUCAAGUGUUACAGUUUGGUUGAAAAGAGGCAGAUCCGAAGCGUUCAGAUAAGCGAUAUGCCGCUUAGCGCAAUUCGGCUGACCAAUGGAAAUUCGGUCAUUUUGGGGUGUUGGGAUAACAGCAUAAUAAUCUACAACUUAGACUAUGGAAAGAUUAGUCAGGUCAUUGCUGCCCAUGACGAUGCUGUCUCCUGUUUAUCAAGCGUCGAAGGAAGCGAAAUUUUAGUUUCCGGCAGCUGGGAUUGCAGUGUCAAAAUUUGGAACAAUUUUCACAUUGAUUCCGUCAUCGGUUAUCUCCCGCUGGAGGACAAAAUUGUGUGCUUGGAUAUGUUCCAAUCGGAUUGCGAUCUUCGGGUAGCCAUCGGGACGGCAUGUGGAGAACUAUUUCUCUGGAAACUUGGGCUGAAACUUGACCGGUCCGGGCAGAGUCUACCGGACAUUGACUCGCAGGACCACAAACUGAUCCUGCAGCACAAGGACGCAGUGUGUGUGGUGAAAUUCAACCGGAAUUGUUCUUUAGUUGUGUGCUGCGGCGAAGAUCGAAUGUUCUACAUCGUAGACAUCGAGACUGGAAUGGUAAUAUUUCAACGAGAAAUGGCGAUGGCGAUUCGCAGCCUCAGCUGGGCAAAACACGACAAAUACCUACUGAUGGGAGAUUGUGGUGGGACCAUGUAUGUGUGGAACAUGCUGGAUGGAUUGAUUCAGAAAGAAGUGCGCGUACAUUCGGGUUGCAUUUACUGCGUUGGGUGUAUGGAGAACAGUCUAAUUAUAACGAGUGGAAAAGAUGACCGGGACUACAAUGUCAAAAUAUGGGAGAGCAAUCUAUGAGAUAAAUAUGCAUCCCUUAGGACCCGAUGCCCACAUAGCAUUUUUAAACUACUUGCGUUAACGCAGCAUCGUCACACCAUUGAACAGAUGCUACGUGGACUCUGAGCCUAAGUCUCUGAAGAUAGAAGUAUGAAAUUCUUUUUAUGUUAAUGAUAUUAAUCUGCUGAGGAUUAUUAUAUAAGGGAUUUUUUAUACCUGCGUUUUCUGUGUUUUAAACUGCAAAUAACCACGUGAUAUAGCUCAAGUAAGUCAAACUAACUCAAAACAA
Molecule: messenger RNA, 3148 nt
Organism: Armigeres subalbatus
Lineage: Eukaryota; Metazoa; Arthropoda; Insecta; Diptera; Culicidae
Product: protein FAN-like
Exons: 8
Coding region: 169-2880 (903 amino acids)
Molecular function (GO): protein binding
Source: RefSeq, a predicted model, not a curated record